Symbiodinium necroappetens is the source of this 1818-nucleotide messenger RNA. Lineage: Eukaryota; Dinophyceae; Suessiales; Symbiodiniaceae. The record is from the annotation of a GenBank genome assembly.
AUGCGCAUCACCGACCUGAGAGCACUGGCGAAAUUAGCGCACCAAAAAGGUGUUCUGCUCAGUGUGGACAGUACGAUGAUGCCGCCCGUGAUCUGCCAGCCGUUGUUGCUGGGAGUCGACAUCGUGGUCCACUCUGCCACGAAGUUCUUCUCGGGCCAUGCAGAUUGUACAGGGGGGCUGGUCUGCGUGCGGGACCCGGAGCUCGCCCACCGCGUGGCCUUCCUCCAGAACGCGGAGGGCACGGCCCUGGCGCCUUUCGAGUGCUUCUUGUUCCUCCGGGGCAUCAAGACCAUGUGGCUCAGGGUGAGUCGGGCACAGGAGAACGCCCAGGAAAUCGCCAAAUUCCUCUCCAGGCAUUCCAAAGUCACUGGCGUCUUCUUCCCGGGACCUGGUGGCUGCGACAACCGGGCACUGAGGAUACACCAGUCGCAGAGCAGCGGGCCUGGAUGCGUCAUCAGCUUCACAACAGGCUCGGUGGGCUUCUCACGCCGGCUGUUGGAUGCCAGCCGGCUUUUUAAGACCACCGUGUCCUUCGGCAGCGUCAACAGUUUGGGGGAGAUGCCCUGCACCAUGAGUCACGCAUCGAUUCCCGCGGAGCAGCAAACGUUGCCGCAGGACCUGGUUCGUCUCUCUGUGGGCAUCGAGGACGUGCGCGACCUGUUGCUGGACUUGCAGCGAGCACUCGAGACGGCCAGUGGCCAGCGCGAGCAGCCGAGCAACGACCAGUACGACAGCCGAUUUGAUGACCUCCCCGUGGUUCCCAGGCUUCCGGGGGGCACCGCGGAGGAAACGGAUGGGCACGACGAUGCCUCGGGCCUGCAACGCGGCGACUCCCUCGUAGGUUUCCUUGCAGCACAGGCCCAGCAAAAACGUCCCGGGCUCGCACUGCUGGGGGUCGCCGCGGUUUCUGCUCUUACUCUAGGGGCUUUGGCCGCCGCCCGGAGCCAACGCAGGUGUGCAGGCUUCAUCGCCGGUUUCGGCUUCGAUGUCACGGUGAUGGUCCGCUCUAUUCUGCUGCGGGGCUUUGACCAGGACAUCGCCAACAUGAUUGGUCAGUACAUGCAGAAGCACGGUGUGAACUUCGCGCGGGAGAUGGUCCCAUCCAAAUUCGAGAAAACAGCGGAUGGGAAGGUCAAGGUUUUCGUGAAGGACGCGGAGUACGGGGUUUUCGACACUGUGCUGGUUGCCAUCGGCCGGGCCGGCUGUGCCAGCCAGCUCAAUGUGGAGGCAGCGGGCCUGUCCUACAACCCCAAGACGGGCAAAGUCGUUGUCGACGACAAUGACCAGACCAGUGUGCCCAACAUUUUCGCCAUCGGAGAUGUGUGCGAGGGGAAGCCCGAGCUGACCCCGGUGGCCAUCCAGGCCGGUCGCAUGUUGACGCGCCGCCUCUUCGCUGGGUCCACGAAGAAGAUGGACUAUACAGACAUUGCCACCACAGUCUUCACUCCCAUCGAGUACGGCUGCGUGGGCUACUCUGAGGACGAAGCGAGGGAAAAGAUUUCCAAGGAGCGCAUCAAGGUCUACCACUGCACCGCCCAACCUUUGGAGUGGAACCUCAACUCCGAGCGUAAGGACGACAUGGGAUACAUGAAGCUGAUCGUGGACAAAGAAGAGAAGGAGAAGGUGGUUGGUGUACACAUCCUCGGCCCCAACGCCGGGGAGAUCAUCCAAGGCCUGAGCGUGGCCAUCCGCUGCGGUGUCACGAAGGAGCACUUCGAUGACUGCGUGGGAAUCCACCCAACCUUUGCCGAGUCGUACACCACGAUGACUGAAGAGAAGACGGAAGGUUCAGCCCUUCCUACCAAGGGAGGCUGCUGA